Molecule: messenger RNA, 1302 nt
Organism: Hippocampus zosterae (dwarf seahorse)
Lineage: Eukaryota; Metazoa; Chordata; Actinopteri; Syngnathiformes; Syngnathidae
Gene: ngrn
Product: neugrin, neurite outgrowth associated
Exons: 4
Coding region: 330-1238 (302 amino acids)
Cellular component (GO): nucleus
Source: RefSeq, a predicted model, not a curated record
UAAAUUUCAGCGUCUGGAACUGAAGGACACGUCUUUCGUUAUGUAAUCGCCCAAGAUGAGAUACAUAUGGCUAUGGUAUUACAUGGUUUACAUACUUUCAUGUAAGUAUUUUGAAAGGCCGGGCGUUUUGUCAAUUCAUUUAUUUCGAUUUUUCCAUUGCGCGUAUCUAAUUUGUCCAUAUGCACUCGCCGUACAAAAACAGGAACUGGUUCGAGUAGCCAACGAAUAGUAUUUCCUUUAAAAUAGAUGUUGGUGAGGCUCUCGUCUGCUGAUCCACACAGGACAUUUGCCAACAAACAAGCGUCCAAGGCCUGCGACUCACCACCGCCAUGACCGCCGGACGUCUCUAUGUCCUCUCCCGGUGGAUUCGAGCAGUAGCGACCUCGUCCGCGUGCUUUCUCAAAGCGGUGCCGCCGCACCCCCCCUCGACGUUUUGCCGUUAUGCCAGCAGCAGACGUGUGGGAAAGCCACGCGGAAGUCAAAAUAGAUCCCGCAUGGAAGAAGAAGAAGAAGAUGAAGACCCCAUCAUAGAGGAGGUCGAGGACAAACUCAACGCUUUGCUGGAAGAGAGUAGGAAAAAGCAUCUGAGGAUCAAAUACAACAUAAUGGACAGGAAGAUGACACCGUCAGGCGCUCCAGAGAGGACCUUGACAUGGGAGGCCAUGGAGACCAUCAGGUAUCUAAAGCGAGAGCAUCCAGACGAGUGGACAGUCGAGCAUUUGGCCGAAGGCUUCUCUGUCAGCCCCGCAGUGAUCCGAAGGGUGGUCCGCAACAAGUUUAGCCCGACGCCUCAGAGGAAAGCAAAGCAGGACGCUAAGGUGAUGUCCAGGCUUCAGCGUCCAGCAUUGUCUUCGGGCGAAGCCGGAACAGAGCGAAGCCGACCGGAGCUGCCCGCGGGCCGCUCGCUCCGACAGUUAUCGCCUCCCGGAAACCCCCAAGCCGCUUUGGUUCCCGUGAAUGUACCUAACCGUGAACCCCCGACUAAAGCUUCCGCCCUCGUUACCGGUCCAGCGAUGCCGCCAAGACGUCCCGAAGGUGCCGCAGCAGCCACGACGACGCGGCCAGGGCAGGACGGUUUGAUUGACGUCGAUCCGGCGGAGUGGCAAGAUGAGACGUGGGAUGGACGAGUGUUUUCUGAGGAAGAGCUCGACGAGUUUAGAGAUACGAAGCCUGCGCCCGCCGUGCAAGUUGGGAAGGAUUUCUUUGAUGGCAACGGCCACUUUUUGUACAGAAUCUAAUGAGCACAAAGAUGCAACAGAUUUGAAUGUAAUAUAUCAAAUAAAAAUUUUAAAAAGUGAAAUA